Messenger RNA from Colletotrichum tamarilloi, 522 nucleotides. RefSeq lists its product as uncharacterized. Gene Ontology annotation, cellular component: plasma membrane; eisosome. The transcript has a single exon. Bases 1 to 522 code for a protein of 173 amino acids. The record is from RefSeq and is a predicted model, not a curated record. Gene Ontology annotation, biological process: eisosome assembly; protein localization to plasma membrane. NCBI's taxonomy places the organism in Eukaryota, Fungi, Ascomycota, Sordariomycetes, Glomerellales, Glomerellaceae.
AUGAUGGAAUCAAUGUUGCAGGUCCUCGUCCGAGGUGUACAGAUCCUCUGGGUCCUCCUCGUCACAGCAUUGAUCGGCAAUGUCAUCGCCCUCAACAUUAACAGCGCCGGCUCCGCUAUGGCCGCCAUCAACUUCUCCAUGUUCGUCGCCGUCCUCAGCUGGUUGGCGGCUCUGUACGGCCUUGCCGCUGCCUUUGUCUCGGCCAUCGCCAUUCCCAUUGUGCUGUUGGCCCUUGACGGCGCAGCCAUUCUCUUCACCUUCAUCGACGCUAUUGUUCUCUCGGCCAAGCUGCGCGCAGUCAACUGCGGCUCUCUGAACAGAAGCAACCUGCCGAGCGAUUACAUCGUCUGGGGUUCCGGCGACGAUGAGAAGCGAUGCCGCGAGAUUCAGGCCAGCACCGUCUUCAUGUGGUUCCUGUUUGCUAGCUUCUGCGCAGGAGGCUUCUUCACCUUCAUGAACUUCCGUCGCGGCGGUGGCUCUGUCCGCAGCUCUCGCCCUAGCAUGGCCCAAGUCGGCGUCUAA